Messenger RNA from Plectropomus leopardus (leopard coralgrouper), 1104 nucleotides. Lineage: Eukaryota; Metazoa; Chordata; Actinopteri; Perciformes; Serranidae. The record is from RefSeq and is a predicted model, not a curated record.
AGAAAGAGAAAGACACCCGAAAGGUUCCGGUGAAUAAUCAGGUCAGGCAGACAGCACGGCAUCCUCCAAAGGUCAGAGGUUAUAAUGAGGGGAUGUCCCCUAAACGGUGGUGUCCACUGCUCAUGGGUGUGCACAGAAUCUACAUCCAGACCCACAAGGAGAAACGCCUCCACCUGACCGUCGGCGGCCACGCCUACCUCCUACCCAACACCACCCUGGUCAUCAAAUGCCCUGUCAGAAGGUUCCCUAAAGCCUACAUCCACUGGCUCAAAGACGGACGCCCCCUCCCCAGCUCCAAACGCCUGGAAGUCACUAAAUCCGGCUCUCUGAAGAUCCACCUCCUGGGUGCCGGGGACAUCGGGGUGUACAAGUGUGUCGCUGGACCUGCCUCAGACAUCUUCACCGUCCAGCUGAUAGGCGGUGACAGAGGGUCAAGUGGGAAAGUGUCAACUGCCAGUCCGAGUCCCAGCUGGGAUGAGAUGAUGCAAAGCUGCCACAGUCACUUCUCAGUCAUGGAUCUGGAUCCUAGACUCAGUGUGUCUCUGCUUCCCCCUGCUGCCCAGGAGGCCUCACUGCAGCCGCGGGUGGAGGAGAGGCUGAUUAAUAUCACUCUGCAGGCGGACAGACGGGAAAUCCAGCAGGAGCAGGCCUCAGAGCUCAUCUCCUCGCUGCUGACCCACAUGUCUGCUGCCCAGCUCUGGACCAGGACGGCAGAGGGACGAGGACCAGAUAAAGACCGACUGCCCAACUGGUCCGAGCGCUCCUCAUUAGAGACGGUUGCGCACAGACCAGUGAUCAUCAGACAGCAGCAGACCCUCCCACUGACCUUUCAGAAGAACAUCAACAUCAGUAUCGGACACAGAGCCCUCCUCACCAACACCACCCGAUCACUCACCAUCCUCUGUCCUGCAGAGGGCUUCCCGCCUCCCAAAAUCAGCUGGACCAAAGAUGGAGCUCCACUACAGCAAAAUGACAGGGUGUCGUGGGACAGCUCUGGAGGACUCCACAUCCUUCAGCCCCGAGCGUUCGACAGAGGCCAGUACACAUGCACAGCUGCCAACACACACGGUUCGGACUCCGAGACCUCUCAGCUGCUGGUAGCAG